This is a messenger RNA of Ectocarpus sp. CCAP 1310/34, 1985 nucleotides long. The record is from the annotation of a GenBank genome assembly. Lineage: Eukaryota; Phaeophyceae; Ectocarpales; Ectocarpaceae.
AUGUGGUCUCUUUUAGUCAGCCAAAGGGAGCGCCUGGAAGAUGUCGCGCUCCACCGACGAGGCCCUGGAGGUGGCGCCGGAGCCGGGUGCCUCGCGGUCCCGGAGGCGCCGCUGACGACGCCCCUUGAAGGCUUCCAGCUCGCACCGGUGGCGGGCUCCUUCCUCUUUGACGGCGGCGGCGGCCGUCGUCAGCGAAGCAUGAUUCGCCUGUGGCCGCCUCAACCUCCGAAGAGGACAACAGCGCCUGCACUUCCCGCCAGAACCGGAUCGCUUCGGGCGGCGGAUGCCGCGGCUAUCGUGAUGCCGCCCAAAAGCACGGUGGAUGAUGCCGUCCAAGCAGCCCGUGUCCGCCGGAGCCCACUUUUGGAACAGGUGGAGUACCUCCUGGGGUCGCGUCGAGCGACGCACGAGCAUGCCACGGACAAGGUGGUGUGGCCAGGAUGUCACCGCCCUGCCCCUCCUCCGGUCCCGUCUUUCGCCGAUUUCACGACGACAUCCAAGAAGGUCUCCGUCAAGAGCGGCGGCCGCGGAAGCGGAGGCUCUGGCGAGAGCGACAGCGACAGCAGCCACCACUGCGGAUCUGCUUCUCCCUAUCGUGGUCGCACCCAGUCAUCUUCUUCGGCAUCCAGCUCUUCGGAGCGCGCGGACAAGAAAGGAGCGGACAAGAAAAGCUUCACCUCCCCGUCUUCGGCCACAGCUGGAGGAGCAUCCUAGGACUCUGGCUCCGAGCGUAGCCUUCCUCGGAAAGCUUCUUCGGGCCGGUAAUUCGGGCAAGUGGUACCGCCUCUCGUGGACGUUGUUUCUGAUGAUCGUCACAACGUUCUUCUGCGUGAUGAUCAUGUUGUAUUUUCGAAUACUGUGUGGCGUAACAAGUCUAUUGAGUUGACAGACUCCCGUGGUGCUGAUGUUGCAGACACGAAACCGUGUAUUACGACCGAACCCAGUGGUGUUGCUGUUGAAGCUGCCCCACCGUCUGAAAAAUCAGAGCCUCUUGCCAUAGCGAGUACGCCCACAGAUGAUCGUGUCUUACUGCUUUCGUCCACCACUGCUCAUGCUCGCCAUGAAACUGUUGCCGCUGCUGCUUCGGCAGCUGAUGUCGCAAAUGUUGCUCGUGUCUAACGUGAGUACGUCACCCUCAACCUAAAAAAAGUUGAGCGUUUUGCUACUUUGCCUUUCCUUGCUACUAUGCCGCCAGCUGACGCGUACCAGCAGCUCAUUCGCGCGGUUCGAUCUGCACCUUGAGAUAUCCUAUUAUUAUGUGAUGAUCGUAGCGCAGAUUUGACGGACAACAGUUUUGUCCGCGGUUGGGAACGCCCUCUCAAAAAGCGAAUUUUGAGUGCGAUCACACCUGACAAACCUAAGUUCAUCCGACCUUGUCCUCUCUAUUUCUGAUUACUUUCAGCAAAAAUAAUCCGAGGAUGGUGAAGGAGCCACGGGCCCGGAGGCCUUCACGCUCCUUCUGCGGCUGUUGUCGGAGCAAUUCGAUGUCGGCGAUCGGCAGGAGUCGUUCUUGCGACUUCUGCAGUUUGGUGUCUCGAAUGGCACCUUGUUUGCGAACUACCUUCGAGCGUUCCGUCUUUUGGUUUCUUCAGUGACUGGGUCUGAGCGUGUCUUGGCUCCUAGCGUGUCUAUGGUGCUUGAGAUAGUUAGAAAUUCUGGAAGUAAAUCGUUUUCACCUUUGGCUCCGAUGCUGUACCCUGGUGACCUGGCUACGGCCGUGACACCGUUUGACUCGAUGGAUGCAAUGUGGCCGGCGUUUGCGCCUUUGGCCACCAACAAAACCCCCGCUAUAGGAGGUUCAGAGUAUUUUUCUUUGUCUCCUACGCCUGGCUCUUCGCAGCCCCGGCGUUCCCGCAACCGUGCAACUGCACCUGCGCCUUCGGGCCAGUGGGCACAAGGUUCUGCACAAAAUCCUUUUGUUUUGGCAGCUCAGUCUCAGGGUGGCGGUGAUGAUCCGUUUUCCCGUGACUACAAUGCAUGGCCCG